AAUAAUAAUAAUAAUAAUAACCCCCCUAACAAAAAUAAUGUCUAAGAAACAUUAAUAAAAAAAUCAACCAAAAAAUUACUUAAAAGUAAAAAAUUUGAACGAAGAAAAGUGAGAGUACAGGCUGUGGAUUGUAAGAGGGAAGAGGUUACCUUCUUAGUCGGAGCAAUAUCGUCUCCAUUCCAACAUCUCUAUCAUCUCUCCUUCUGUUUGUUCAUCCCAUCAAGUUCAAGAUCUAAGAGGGCUAUUCGUGAGACCCAUUGACCACCUUUUUCAGUCUUUGCUGGUAAACCACUUGCAUGUGAAAAGCACUGAUUUUCUUAGAGUCCUUAGAAGAAGAUGACUGUGAUCGAUAUCUUGACUAGGGUAGAUGUGAUCUGCAAAAAGUACGACAAAUAUGAUAUUGAUAAGCAGAAGGAUCUCAAUGUAUCUGGUGAUGAUGCCUUUGCUCGUCUCUUCUCUGUUGUUGAAGAUGAUAUCGAGGCUGCUCUUCAGAAAGCGGAGGUUGCAGCGAAGGAGAAGAGUAGGGCGUCUGCAGUGGCCUUGAAUGCAGAAAUUCGUCGGACUAAGGCUCGGUUGCUCGAGGAAGUACCGAAAUUGCAGAGAUUAGCUUUUAAGAAGGUUAAGGGACUAUCCACUGAGGAGCUUGCCGCUCGUAAUGAUUUGGUCCUUGCAUUGCCAGAUAGGAUCCAAGCUAUACCGGAUGGGACUCCAGCACCCCAGAAACAAACUGGAGGCUGGGCGUCAUCAGCCUCUCGUACUGAAAUCAAGUUUGAUUCAGAGGGUCGAUUUGAUGAUGAAUACUUCCAGCAGAGUGAGGAGUCGAGUCAAUUCAGGGAAGAGUAUGAAAUGCGGAGGACAAGACAGGACCAAGGUUUGGAUAUGAUCUCAGAAGGUUUAGAUACGUUGAAAAACAUGGCUCACGAUAUGAAUGAGGAGCUUGAUAAGCAAGUUCCUUUGAUGGAUGAGAUCGACGAAAAGGCGGACAAGGCUACAUCUGAUCUUAAGCAUACAAAUGUGAGACUUAAGCACACUGUCAACCAGCUACGGUCCAGCCGGAAUUUCUGUAUCGACAUUAUUUUGCUGUGUAUAAUACUGGGAAUUGCCGCAUAUUUGUACAAUGCACUGAAAAAGUGAGAUGAGCUGAAGUUUCACAUUUUCGAAGUGUUGGUGGCUUGUGGUAAUUUUUUCCUUAUCAAGAAGCAGAAGAGUUUAUGGUAUUUGAGUUGUGUAUUAUUUGGUUAUUUAUGACUUCCUUUCUAAAGAGUCUGUGCUCUUCAAGCUUGGUGCCUUUGAUGUUGUACGCUUUGAUCAACAUGCAUUUCUGUAUAAAUGUCUUUUCACAAUGUUUUUAUCUGCCCAUUAGAGCUGAGCUGUUGUUUUUCUGAAUCAUCAUAUAAUUUCUGGUAACCCCAUUCUCUUUUCUAGACAUGUUCUUCUAAA
Messenger RNA from Cannabis sativa, 1440 nucleotides. RefSeq names its product syntaxin-71-like. The record is from RefSeq and is a predicted model, not a curated record. Gene Ontology annotation, molecular function: SNAP receptor activity; SNARE binding. Gene Ontology annotation, cellular component: SNARE complex; endomembrane system. Gene Ontology annotation, biological process: vesicle fusion; intracellular protein transport. Bases 337 to 1134 code for a protein of 265 amino acids. The transcript is spliced from 11 exons. NCBI's taxonomy places the organism in Eukaryota, Viridiplantae, Streptophyta, Magnoliopsida, Rosales, Cannabaceae.